GCAAUGCAUAAGGUAUUACCUAACGGUAACGAGGCAAACGUGAACUUCGCCCUGCCCUAGGAUUCCCUAUGCUGCCAUUCAUGGACAUAACAGAAGAAAACAAACGCGAGACUGGAAAGCUGUCCUUGGUAAACAGCUACAAGGGCUGCUGUGCUGGAUGGAAAGUAUAAAAGGAUAGAAAUGGGAGAGUGAAGUGUGGACCUUCACAGUAACACAUCAUGGAACUGAAGCUGGAAGUACUGCUCUCAUCCUCCAUCAAGGGGAAAAAACCAUGGCCUCGCUUCUCCUGGCUUGGAAAGGAGAAAGAGGCUGUCUUCCUCCUAGAUGACAAGCGCAUCUGCGAGGUCAAUAUGAGGACAGGGCGUUUGAAGAAGAGGAAUUCCAAGCUGCAGUCACUGAUGCCUAACGUGGUGGCAAUGGCCAGCUCUUCAAACGGUGUGUGGUUGGCUGGGCUUCUUGCCUCUGGAGACCUGUUUCUUUGGAAUAAAGACACUGACUUAUUCAAGACGAACUCCCCUACGCCACAAUUCAUCCAUCAACUGGCUGCAGCUAAAGAGAGUGGAGCCCCGCUGUCCCUGCAGGUGUCCGGAGAUGGGCAGCGUGUGCUCCUGGUGUCCAUGUGGGGGCAGGUGCUGCUGUGGGAGUGUACGGCUCCUCUGGAGCUCAGCACAGUGCGGGGGGGCCCCAUGGUCAGGGGCCACUGGAGCCAGGUCCAGGCCCCCUCGCAUGUCACCUUCCCCUCUGCUGCUGACAAGGAGGCAUCCUGCCACAGUCAGUUCAUCAGGAGCCAGGUCAUUGGAGACGCCUGCCUGGCUGUGUUUGUGUUCUACGUUAGAGAGCAGCUCACUAUCGUCUUCCUCAAGCUGCAGUGGGAGGAGGGAGUGGAAAGAACGCUUAGUCCUGUUGGGUACUCUGUGCUGUGGGUGUCCAGGACGUACCCCCUGGGCCAGCUGCCCUCCCCCUGCAGCCCAGUCAAGUCCAGGGGGGCACUAGUGGCAUCGCUCUCCCCGGAUGGCCUGCUGCUGGCCACCGUCAUCAACCAGAAGGACCCCAGGGUGACUCAGGUGAUGUUUGUCAGCACUCAGAACUUUGUAUGCGUGUCGGCUGGACUAGGGCGCUGUGGCAGCAAAAACCUCAACAUCCCUGCCAAGUAUAUCCGGUCGUAUUGGGUGGCCAGUGUGUGCUGGUCUCCAGACUCUCUCUUCCUGGCCUGUGUGCUGAAGCGCGGCUCUCUGCUCAUGCUCGUGCGGCUUGGGGAACUCGUCACCUUGUCCACCACAGGAUGUGACGUCGACUUUGCUGCAGCUCACUUCCUGCCUAUCCACCCUCUCAUCACCUACAGGCCUCCAGUCCCAGCUGGAGGUGAUGGUAACGUAUCCAGCUCCAGCGUGUCCGUGCGGGACAUGUUCAGACAGCGCUACUCGGUCACCUGGCACCCGCGUACGCCCCUGCUCCUCCUGUCCGACGGCUACAAUGCCACCCUGCUGCGGGUGCCCAGCAUGCCCACCCCUACGUCCCUCGUCAGCAGGCUGCUGUGGGACACGGCUCAGGGGCUGGAGCAGGCACGCACCCUCCUCAUGCACACACAGCCCCAGGCCCAUCUGGAGUCCCUGUCCAGUCUGAAGUUCAUGUCCAGUCUGCAGGCCCUGAGGGACAGAGUGACUCCCGUGCCCAGCCUGCCUCUCUGCUGCCAAGACGAUGGCACCUUGGAGGACCUGCAGGAGGCCUACGAGAAAGCCCAGGCUGAUGCUGAAGACGACUGCCCCACAGACGGGCAGUAUUCCGGGUUGCGCCGGGAGGACCGAGGCAGCCUGGAACUGGCCUCCAUGUUCGACACCCUGCACGCCCAGCCAGACCUCCUCGGAGGAACCAUCCCCAGACCCUCCCAGGGCCAGGGCUCCCAGCAGCAGCAGCAGCAGCCCCUGCACUCCCGGCUGGACGGGGCCCAGAGGAACCUGCUCCUGGCCUGGACUCUGAUGCUCGGUCUGGGGGGCCGCCGCGUGGAGCAGAGGCCGCGGAUGCUGAAGUAUGCGGUGCAGUGUGCCUCCAGGCUGGCCCUGCUGUUGCAGUUUGGAGAUGGAGCCGUGGGUAAGAGGAAGGGGAAGAGUAAAGGGAAGGGCAGCUGGGUACGCCGGGUGGGCAACCUCUACCGGACGCUGCUGUCCUUCCUGCCCUGGGACGGGUCUUCGGAGGUUGGAGGAGGGAGCGGCGUGUCUGUGGUGGUGGAGCUCAGUGGGAGUUUCACCCAGCUGAUCCUGUCAGCCUCAACGGACUCCACGCUCUCCUCCCACAAACUAGCCGCAGCCUCGGGCCUACUGCAGACGGCGGGGCGCACCAUGGACGAUGCAUACGCACAGCUCCCACGACCUCUACCUCUAGCCCAGGAUGGACCGCUGUCAGAUAGCUACUGCACCCCGAUGCUACAAGAGCUGCAAGGGGGAACCACUGAUACAGGGUCAGUCCAUCCCUGUCCACAGAGGCCUUCAACACGAUUGGGCACGCUUUGGCAAGACCUUUACAAGCAGGCUCUCCGGUACCAGUCUAUGCUGCAGUCUCAGUCUGACCCCCAGAGCCCUCCCAGCAAAGAGGAGCAGGAGGUGCAGGCCACCCUGUGCCUCAUUCAGGCCCAGCUGCAGAGGGCUGGGGUCAGCCUGGCUGAAGACCCCGCUCUACACUGCACCGAAGGUGAGGAGCUCUUCCUCCAGGGGGACUAUACCCAAAGCACUGAGUGUUGGUGGGCAGAGCUGUUGGCUGAAAAAGACAGAGCAUGGGCCACAGGCACCCUGUCCGCUGGUCCUCGUAGCUGCUACCUGCAGACGCGUUACGGCCUGGCCCUGCUCUACAGCCACCUGCAGCACUACCAGCUGAGGGAGGCCCAGGCUCUGGCAGACCACAUGGCCCACAGACUGCUCCAGGAACCGGGGCAGAACGCAGAGACUCCAGAUGAGUGUGUGUGUGGAGGGUGGCCUGCGGUGAGAGCGCAUCGUGAGGCAGCGUGUGCCGUAGUGCAGAGCCUGGGCCGGUUCAUGGCGGCCUACUUUGCCAACCAGCCCCUCGCCAUCAGGCCUGCACACUGUGUGGACCUGCUGGACCCACUACACUUCCCUCAGGCCACAGGCCCUCGCGUGGUGGCCCUGUCGCAGCAGAAAGUCUCGGCCGCCGUGCGUUCGCAGCAGCUGUCGGAGCAGUGGACUGUGGGAUACGCCCUGGAGUUGCUGCUGAUUGGCGGGCUGCUGCCGGAGGCUGUGUGGCUGACGUCGCGGCUAGGGGACUGGACCACGGCCGCCGCUCUCGGCCUGGCGUACAGCAGCUACUGCACUGACGACCAGCAGCUCAACAGUCUGCGCUGGAAGGAGCUCCAUCUGCCUGCUGAGCUGCAGCCCUGCUCCAUCUUCCAGGCCCAGCUGGAGGCGCUGUUGGGCCCCUUGGCCCCUGGAGCUGCACAGGACAGGGACUCCCACAGGCACCUGAGUGAGCCAGUGGAGGAGGCAGACGAGGAGCAGCUGUGUCUGUGUGCUCAGGAGCUCUUGAAGGCGUCCGUCAUGGCCAAGGUGGACGUCCUCUCUCAUCCUAUUGGCCAGCUGCUGGCGGUUGCCAAGGAGAUGUCUUCAGAGCUGAUGCCAUUGGUCCCCACGGGCCUCUAUCUGCCAGCCCCGCCCCUCUACUGCCCUCAGCCCUCUCCCACCGCACAGGAUCACAGUGUGGGUGUGGGUCUGCAUGCGGAGCGUGCGUGUCGUCUGCGCGUGUCUGCGGUGGUGCGUAAGGUUCUGCUGCUGAUGCGAGCGGCCCGCUGUGCCCUGCCCGCCGCUCAGUGGUACAUACGCCGCCUGCAGCGCUGCCACAAGAACUACAGGAAGAUUCGUAAACUCUCUGUAUUGCAAGAUGCCUUAUUGCCAGAGGGCUUGAAGAGGUUUCUAUUUCAGUCUGGCUUCUUCAAGAGGGAGGCUGCUCGACACGGUCGCAUGGACCCCAUCAUAGUGCACAUAUUAACAUGCUUCAGGGAGCUGUGUGCGCUGCUCUGGAUGCUUCAUGUGCGUGACCAGCUCACCCUGGCAUGCCGGAAGUAUCAGGCAGCCAGGAACCAGAGCAGAGAUGCAGAGACGGGCCCGUGUAUAGACCCUGGUCUGUGUGAGGAGGCGGUGCGCUGGGCGUGUCGGCUGCUGCCCUUCUCUCACUUCCUGUGUGUGGAGGAGACCUUACAGGACCUGCUGCUCAGUCUGCUGGCACAGCUGCCACCCACACACAUGGUUGCAGAGAUCCUGGUGAAGGCCUUCCCUGAAGAGGAGCAGUCAGUUCGGGUAGCUCUGAGGGAGAAGUACACCACCCUACUGAACACACUCAGAUCUGGUCCUGUCGUGCAGACACAUGAUACUCAAUCAAGCACAGAUACAGAGACACAGCAGGAGAUGUCGUCGCUCCUGAAGAAGUGUGAAAAGCAGCGUGCCAAGUUCCUGGCCCGCGCAGCCAAGCACAUGACACGGGUGCAGCACUACCUCUGGGAGAGGGACGAGGAGGGAGGAGGAGGAGGAGGGGGAGAGGCGCGAUCGGACAUCCCCUCCGCCCCCGAUCGCCUCUCGCUGGCAGCCAGUCUCAGCUCCCUGACAGAGACCACGGGAGCCACUCUGACCAGCAACACAGACGCUGCCACUCCCCAGGCCCUCUCGCCAGACCUGCAGGCUGGGCCACUGCACAGUACCUUGAAGCCAAAGGCACAGAACUCAUCAGGACCAGAGGCAAAGAAACAGAGGCCCUCCUCCUCCCACCAGAAAUCUAAUAGCAGCAGGAGCAGCAGCAGCAGAGUGCCCACCCCCGCGGUAGGCAGCUGGGAGUUCGAGCUGGGGGACGAGGAGUACCUGGCCUUCCUGGAGCUCUUCCUCAGCUACCUGCUGGAGCGCGCCAUUGGCCGAGGGGGGCCGAGCGACGAGCCGGCCGAGCUGCCCCUGAUUGGCUGCUUCUGGGCGCGGCUGCGGGAGCGAGAGCUGCACUCGCUGGGCUUCGACGUGCUGACCACCCUGAAGCGACGACAGAGGGACGUGCGGAAGAGCGCAGCCGCCAGGCCGAGUGGCCAACAUGGGGGGGACGGCGCUGCUCCACAGCUGCCCGUCUUCCAGGCAGGACGAAGCUUCCUACACCACAGCCAGCAGACGGACACCUCCCCUGAGCGACCUCCAUCCACCACCACCACCUCCACAUAUCGCCCCUCUCUCCCCACCCAACCCUGGCUCUCCACCUCCCCCUCAUCAGGACUGUGGGGAAGCAAACACCACCACCAUCCAUCAUCCAUGGGUGGGGUGACUCUGGAGCUCAGCCCGUCUCCGAGCAUCGUCUCUAGGCACAAAGCCCUGGCCACGGCCUCUCCCUCCCUGGAGCUGCAGCAGGAGCUGGACCCCAAGCUGGAGUCUCGUUUCCCCACGCUGGGCAGGCUGCUGGAGUGGAUGUCCCGCUGGGCCGACCGGAGGGUGCUCCUGCGGAGGAUGGAGGAGCAGAGAGGAGGUGCGGGAGGAGGAGGAGGAGGAGGUGCGAUGGGGCCGGCUAUCAGGGCCAAGGCCUCGGCUCCUGCCGUCCUCACCUCUCUCCUGCUGCUGGAGAGACGCUACAGCGCCGCCCUCCUGGCUGAGGGCAAGACACACAUGAGGGUCCCUGCGGUGGAGCUGACUGUGGCCCCCGUGCUUCACCCACCCUCCUGCUCUGGGGAGAGGAAGGAGCAGCAGGAGGAGGAGGAGAGACAAAAGAGAGAGGAGAGAGAGAAGCAGGAGAGAGAGAAGCAGGAGAGAGAGAAUGAGGAGAGAGAGAAGCAGGAGAGAGAGAACGAGGAGAGAGAGCGGUACCGGGCCAGAGAGAGAGAGAGGGAGAGCAGUGUGGACACGGGCUACCCAGGCUCAGUAGCGACGCCCAUCGCCCUGCUAGACAUGGACCCUCAGCAGCCACAGGCCUUGGAGUUGUGUGAGUUGCUGGAUGUGGCGUCUGAGAGCGAGGCCUCUGGGGCCUCUGGGGCUGACAGCCUUGAGGAGGAGCUCAGGCCUCCCACGCAAGAUGGCGACAUGCCUGAUGACCACCGCUACUCAUCUGAUGAGAAUAGCUUUGUGGAUGAAUUGGAAUCCCCAGCAGCGCAGAGCCCAUCCCCCUUGUCCACAGGGCAGAGUGGACCGGCUUUAAGCCUUGCUGACUUGGUCUGCGCAGACAGCCCAGAAAGACCAGCUGCUAUCACUCAGGCUGCAGAGGAGUGUCAGUCAAAUGGCAGAGCAAUACCAGAGGCCAGCAACACACUGGACAUCCAACUCAUCUGCGAAGACCCAGCAGCAGCUGCAGCAGAGCAGGCAGAGCGUAUCCUCACUGGGGAAAACCCACCAUCAGCAGCAUCAGUGGCCCCACAGAGAAGCAGUGUGCCACCAGGGAGCACACACCAGGCCAUGCCCGGCACAAACCCUGCUCCUGCUCAAGAAACGGACACCACCAACGCCAACCCUAACCCUGUCACACAGCUGGUACAGGACGAGCUCUUCCGUCUGGUUCAGCUGCAGCAGAUCAACUUCAUGAGUCUGAUGCAGGUGGUGGGGGCUUCCUUUGCCAACCUGCCCCUCUCCCAGGCCAGACUACCCAUAGCACAGUCCACUCUUCUGCCCCAGCAGCCCUACCCUCCACCUGCCCCUCCUCCACCUGCCCCCUCCAGCACCUCUGCAGUACCCCCGCCAACCUCUUUCACUUCCCAGCCCAACACAGCACAGAGUCCCCUACUCUCUCAGCCCCUCCAGACCCAAGCGCCCCAGCCCCAGGUUGGUUCACAUCAAGCCCAUCCUGUCCCUCCUCUUUUGGGAUCCCAACUUGCUGCAGCCCCCUCCUCCCCUGCCUCUGACUCCCAGGCGCAGCAGUCCAGAUACUCUGAAAGACCAGCUCUGGUCACUCACCAGCCCCCACAGGGGCAUCAUCAGCAAGCCAUGCAGAUUCUGACCAUCAGCCCAGGGAGACCCAGCCACCCGGAGUCCAUCCCAGCCUCCCAAGGUCUGCUGACCACGGUGGCCGCCGGAGCCUCAGUGCUACCCACAUUGCCACCUAGUGGUAGCAUGCAGAACAUCCCCUCUCUCAUCCCCCCAGAGUCCAUCCCCACCCGCCCCACAGGUCUCCGGCUCCUCCAGCUGCCCCCUCCUCAGCAGCCUCCCCUGCUGCGACCACCCCACCACCACCACCACCACCACCAGCACCACCACCAACAGCAACUCCCAGGGCACCUGGUGAGAGAGGCAUGGGGAGCCCAGCGCCACCUUUCAGACUCACACCCACCACCCACCCAGCAACCACCCUCAGCUGCUCACAGGCAUGAUGCACCUCCUGGUCUCCUUCCUGCUCCCCAGCACGCUGCUCCUCCUCCUCCUGCCCCUCCUGCUCCUCCUGUUCAUGGGCUCCCUCUCCUGCACCUCCGCCCCGGCCCCAGCCUCCCCCAGCCAUCCCUGGUGUCGGUCCCUGCCCGUCCCACUGCUCCUGGAGCCCUCCUGAACGCCGCAGGCGUGGGGCCCUUCCCCAGGCUGCAGCUGCUGCAGAGGGGCCCGGAUCCACCUGGCACAGGGCGUACCAGUGCACCUCCCCUGCGCACCCCUCGUCUCAUCCCCCUGGAGCAGCUUGUGUCCUGGGCAGGCGGAGGCGGAGGAGCCCUCGGCUCCCAUGCUGGAGGCCCACCCCUGCUGAAGGCCUCCAUGCCCGUCCCCUCCUCCUCCACCCCCUCCACCAUCCAUGACUCCCACCACAGCCAGCCGGGCUGCAGCACGCCCUCCACACACAGAUGUUUGCCAUACUCAGCCAAUUCAGAAAGUGUUGGUAUUGAAUAUGUGCCAGGAUUUCUUACUCUGUCUAAAGCUGGGACUGACAACGCUGGCUGGCAACAAUUUGUUUGUGUGUUCCCUUGGUUUCCUCAUCUCACUCCUGUCCUGUCCCGGCCUCCCUUCUUUUUGUCUCGACACAGGCAGAGGAGGAGGGAGGAGAGGGAGAAGGACAAGGAGAGAACAGGGAAGAAACUGGAGGUCUCCUUCAGACCUGAGGACUCCAUCAUCCCGCCUGAAGAGGAACAGUCAGAUGCACCUGAGAUGGAGGCUCCAUUCGCUGGAGAUGGAUUUGUGUUGCCUCUGGGCUCGUGUGACUCCAUGUUGACAGGUCAGCGUCUGCUGGCGGCCUCCUAUGCCACCACAGCCGAGCUCCAUGCCUAUGCCUCCACCCAGAAGAGGCCCCCCGAGCUGCAGGAUGCCGGUACCAACACAGACACAGCCCCUCCGUUACUCACCGACAAGAGCACUUCGGCACAGGGCUCCUCUCCUGCCCACAGUGCAGCUUCACAGUAUGAGAGAGGAGAGGCUGAAGCUGCGGCAGCGUGUUUGCCCCCUGAGCUCUUCCUUGACCUGCGCUUCCCCAGGGAAGAUGGCAGCACACACCACGGACACCCCUCACAGGGUGACAAGGGCAGACGCUUCCUCAAUGUCAUCGACCUGGAGGAUGGAGCCUUGCUGCAGGAGUUGUCCCUUCACCCAAUACCCACAACCACAGCUACCGCCAUAGCCGCCACCAAUACCAAUACCACUACAGCUGCAGCCGAGCCUGCUGCCAGAGCCCUCACCCCAGCAGAGCUCCACCUGCUGGCGGCCACAGUGAACAACAACACGCAUAGCCCAUUAGUCCAGCAGCAGCCACAGCACGAGGACGAAGGUCUCCUUCCCUCCACCUCCACCCAGCACGACUCCUCUCCUCCUCCUUCUCCUCCUCCUUCUCCUACUCCGAGUCCCUCGGUGCUGGAGGAGUGCAGGGGAGACACGCUGACUCGUAGCCUGCUAGAGAGGCCUCUGACGGGCUACGCCCGGCCGGGUGGCAGCCAGGACCAGCAGGCUGGAGGAUCUGCAUCUGCAUCCUCUUCAGCUCAGGUGACGCCGGUCAGGCAGGCGUCCGCCCGGCUCUCAGAAAUGGACAGGCAGCUGGCCGCCCUGCAAAAGAUCGCCGACCAGAUGGACCGGGACUUUGCCGACACACGCCUGCUGGUGAGGACCAUUGACAAUCUGAGCCAGGAGGAGCAAGCACACCUGGCCCCAGUCAGAGUCAUCAAAGCAGUGAAGAGUUUGGCGUGGGGUGUUCCUCCGGGGCCCUCGCUGGGCCUGACUGACGUAGUGGAGGAGGAGGAGGAGGAGGAGUCUUUGUCCUCCAGGGUGGCUGGAGCUGCUGCUUUCGGUGGCGUUCCACCGGUGAGGAGGCGUCUGACGUCACAUCCCAUUCCCACCUCCUCCUCCCAGACAUCCGUCCAACCACGUAACGCGACCUCCACAGUAUCCACAUAUGACUGCAUGCUGCCUGUACAUGGCGGUUUUAACAUGUUUCCUCUACGUUCUUCAUUGGCAGCUAUUAGAGAACAGAUGAUGUGGGACACCAGCCACGAUUUCUCAGGGACCGUAGCUGACCAGUCAGGAAGUAGGCUGAUGGAUGACACUCUGGGUCUGAGUGGGCUGAGUGAUGUGGCGGACAUCUUGGGCGAUCUGGUGCGGGACGGAGGCCUGUCCCCCACCGCUCUGGGCCUAUCACACACACAGGCAGCCAGGCUCAACAGGGUGGCGGUGGGUGUUCCUCCUCCCCCUCCUCUGCAGCAGCAGCCUCCUCUGCGUUCGGAGCAGGAGCGCCGGGAGCUGCGGGCCUGGAUGCGGAGGAAGCAGAGGGAGAGGCUGGUGGAGUACCGCCGCCAGAGGGACGAGUGGAGGGCACAUGAGCGCAAGCCCUUCAUCUCCCACACACAGAUGAAACCAAAUUCCAGAGAUGUCAACAUCAACAAGAGGUUAAAAGAGGAAAAAGACAAGGUCGCUCUGCUGGAGCAUCAUGCCCAGAGGACGUCAGAGGCCUACAGCCUGAUGUCGGACCUGCUGACCGCCCUCAGCCCAGUGCCCAGUGUCAUGACACAGCCCAAGUCCACCACCAGCCCCCCCUCAGCCAGGAUCAGCAUCAGGAGCAGGAGCCAGUCAGCACGGCCUAAAUCCACCAGCCCCGCUUCAGCCAAACUAAGCAUCAGGAGCAGGAGCCAAUCAGCGGGCAGGAAGAGUAAGAGUCCUGGGCCGGCCUGCUCCGUCUCCUCGUCUGGGCAGAGGCUCAUGGGAACCACCACGCUGAGCCGCAGCAGCAGGCUGGGCCUUCACAGGCCUGCAACUGCACUACCAGCAGAUCGAAUGUCCCAGGUGACACGAAGAGGCAUACUGACCAACACCAAGGCCAGAGCUGACACAACUUUAAAAGAAAACCAAAGAAGACCCUUGAGCCGGUCCCCACCUGGUCACAGAACAGAGAAAAGCGGACCGCCUCGGCAGGAGAGAGGUCGCACGCAGAGAAGGGACACUCAGGACACCGAGAACAGUGAGAACGCUGACAACAGGGAGGUCCUGAGCCCAUGGGACCCGCCCCUGGAAAUCCGCCGAAUAUUGGGUCUGGACAGUUUACACAAUCAACAACAAGUUGGCAGAGGGACGGAGAUUGACCUGGAUGCCCUUGAGACCCUCUCUGUCAGCUCCGGCAGCAUCAUGAGCAAACUCAACUGGGAAGAAAUCGAGAAACUGGUUGCGGAGGUGGAAGAGGACACUUAGACCUGCUUAAAUAAAGAUAUUUUUUUAGAAAUAUUUAAUAUAUAAUAUUCUGUGACUUUUUUGUAUAAGAUGUGAAAAUAAAGAAUUUUAAUUUGUA
Molecule: messenger RNA, 10689 nt
Organism: Engraulis encrasicolus (European anchovy)
Lineage: Eukaryota; Metazoa; Chordata; Actinopteri; Clupeiformes; Engraulidae
Gene: cplane1
Product: ciliogenesis and planar polarity effector 1
Exons: 56
Coding region: 219-10592 (3457 amino acids)
Biological process (GO): cilium assembly
Cellular component (GO): ciliary transition zone
Source: RefSeq, a predicted model, not a curated record